ACUAAUGGCGAACAAGCUCUUCCUCGUCUCGGCAACUCUCGCCUUCUUCUUCCUUCUCACCAAUGCCUCCAUCUACCGGACGGUGGUCGAGUUCGACGAAGAUGAUGCAACAAACCCAGCCGGCCCAUUUAGGAUUCCAAAAUGUAGGAAGGAGUUUCAGCAAGCACAACACCUAAAAGCUUGCCAGCAAUGGCUCCACAAGCAAGCAAUGCAGUCUGGCAGUGGUCCUAGCUGGACCCUCGACGGUGAGUUUGACUUUGAAGACGACAUGGAGAACCCCCAGGGUCCACAGCAGAGACCGCCUCUACUCCAGCAGUGCUGUAACGAGCUCCACCAGGAAGAGCCCCUUUGCGUUUGCCCAACCUUGAAAGGAGCAUCCAAAGCGGUUAAACAACAAAUUCAACAACAGCAGGGACAACAGCAAGGAAAGCAGCAAAUGGUGAGCCGUAUCUACCAGACAGCUACGCACUUACCUAAAGUUUGCAACAUCCCGCAAGUUAGCGUAUGUCCCUUCCAGAAGACCAUGCCUGGGCCCUCCUACUAGAUUCCAAACGAAACACUCGAGUGUAUGAAUGUGGUUGUCGAUAUAUGUCAACACCACACCUCAUCGCGUGUUUCAUAAUAAUAUGUAAGGUUUUAUCUAGGAUGUUUGAGGCUAAUGUAAAAUUAGCACUACUCCAUAAUAAAAGAGAGGCUCUUAAUGUUUAAUUUA
Brassica rapa (field mustard) is the source of this 712-nucleotide messenger RNA. RefSeq names its product napin-B. The record is from RefSeq and is a predicted model, not a curated record. NCBI's taxonomy places the organism in Eukaryota, Viridiplantae, Streptophyta, Magnoliopsida, Brassicales, Brassicaceae. Gene Ontology annotation, molecular function: nutrient reservoir activity.